GCCCAUAGAUCCGCGUCGCAACUGUGGGCAUCAGCCAGGCGUAGGCUUUUUGCGCGUGCUGAUGAUGACGACUCGCACUUCUUGAAAUUGGAUCCCAACUGUUAUACUUAUCAAGAGUCUGUUGACUCGACACUGUUUGGAGGCCAGCAGGAUGGGUUUUACAAGUACUCCCAGGAGUUAGUUCAGAAGAAUGGAGAGGAGAAUUACAAGAGACUUGCGGAAGAGAUGGCCUUGCGCUCGUCAGGCAGUACUGCGGUCUCCUACGCAUCAGCUCAAAUGGUUCCGAUCGAGCGUCCUGCACUUCCUUAUGCGAUCGGGUCUCCUGACUGGAAUCUUGUCAAUGGCGUGGUCAGAUACAUGGAUUCACCUGGCAAUGAGGACUAUACAGAGUGGAUACAGAGUGUGAUAAAUGUCUUCAAGAAUGUCUACGCCAUUGCCAAAUUUGUCGUUGUGGUGUUCCACUUCUACAAUGUUGACUUGGACGAUAACGAAGGCCUGUUGGGCCACAUUCGGCGAGCAGAGGAGCUCGCGACGUCCAACAGUAUCAAAGAGCUUGUCAGAGCUGUGGAGACUCUUUACUACGCCUUGUAUGCAAGGCUGAUCAUGGAGAUUGCAAACGCCGAGCUAUGCUCCUAUUUUGACCUCGGGAUCCCUCGCAUCACGACCAAGGAUGACUUCAUGCUUCCUGAGCAGCAUAGAACAAUGGAAAUAUUGUUAUGCUGCAAGGAGUUUCUUGACAGUCCAUCCAUUUGCCUAAGUUUCAGCAAGGAUCACCUGCGUCAACACCAAGCUGGUAUCGUUCGUCGUGCGGUAGACAAGCUGAGGGCGACUGGCUUCUCACUUGACGACCUAGUUGGAUAUCGUCGUCACACCUUGGCGUUACUUAAAAGCAAGCAAUCAGAAUUCCGCCAAAAGUGGGACGGCCCGGGCCUCACAUUUCAAAUGCCUCCGAGGGAAGUGCUCGCUGUCGGGUCGGAAAAGUACCUGUCGUUCGCGCCCAGGGAUGCAAUUCGCAUCAAGGUUCCGCAGCCACGUCUGCCUUUCGCAGACGAGAAGUCGGUCGAUCCAGUGGAGUGGGAACGUGAGAAUAUCUCUGCACACCGUCAGGCAGUGCUGGCCAUACUGGAAAGCCGAGUGAUAGGGGAGAUCCGACGUACAGACGAUCGACGCGAACUGAUCGAAUAUGCCCGUGAAAGAAGAUGUACCUGCAGAUCACCUUGUAGCUGUGCAAAGGCUUGUACCAUGAAUCCGGAGCGGGUUUGUCCUUGUGCUGGUUGGAACUUGACCAUCAUGAUGCUACAGAGUGGGCUAUUUGCUCAGUACAAGCUCGGCGCCCGAUGCACCAUGUUCGCCAAGAGUCUCUUCGAGUCGAUCUCGACGAUCAGAGACGACAAGGAUCUCUGCUAUCUGGCAAGCAGCCCAUGUGCGCGCAAAGAAGAUGCACAGCAAACAGUGAGGCAAGUGGUAUCAUGCAGAAGAAGAACGUCCUUGGCCAGACAGAGACUAUUGUGCGUAUGGGCUCACUCAGGUACUGUACAUCAUUUGCAGAUCGACAGUGAUAUUGCACAUACGGGCAUGGUGCCCAAGUCGUUUGCUAGCUCAGUUGUGUGCUCCUCUUCUUCCUUCUCCCAAAUCCCCUCAUCUCCUCAUUAUCCCACAUUUCCGUCAGCCUUAAGACGCAACCCACAGUGGAGCGCGCACCCCAGGGUCUCAUCAACAACGUGGGUGCGGCGAUAUCGCGCCGUAUGGCCAUCCUACGGCAUCACGACGCCGGUCCCGGAUCUUAAUCCACAUUUCCCCAUCUCGCAAUCUCCGUAUUGCUUCCAGACGGGCUAUGCCCUUUGCGCCAAACGCGCGCCGCGGCCCUUCCCCCCACCGUUCCUCUCUCCCCCGUCAUCUUCCUUUUCCGAUCCCCUGACCACCCACUAUCUCAGUCAGGAUAAGAGAUUAUCCGUUCGGGGUGAUCUAGUCCGAGGCCUGAACAAUGGCGACGAUGCCGUUCUAGUCGCCGAUAAUUAUCUGGCUGUCAAUGAUGGGGUCGGAGCAUGGGCUACCAAGCCGCAGGGCCAUGCAGCUCUUUGGGCCAGACUACUCCUUCACUUCUGGGCGCUGGAGAUCGAACGUAUCUCCAAUACGAGUACGCAACUCGAUCCUAUCGGCUACCUACAACGGGCCUACGAGGAAACGAUCCAAGCAACCAGCUCCCAGGGCCAGUGGCUGGGCACGACCACCUCGGUCACCGCACUGCUGCAUUGCACGCGCGACCAUGCAGGCAACACGAACCCGCUGCUGUAUGUGACCUGUCUCGGCGACUGCAAGAUCUAUGUCAUCCGGCCACGCGAGAAAACGAUCCUCUUCCGGACGCAGGAGCAAUGGCACUGGUUCGACUGUCCCAUGCAGCUGGGCACGAACAGCGUCGACACCCCGAAGAAGGAUGCGGUGCUCAGCAAGAUUGCGGUGCAAGAGGGGGAUAUCGUGCUGGCGGUCUCGGAUGGCGUCGUCGACAAUCUCUGGGAGCAUGAGAUCCUGACCCUCGUCCUCGAGAGCCUCGACAAGUGGCAUCAGGGGCGCCAUGACAAUAAGGAACUUGAGUGGGCGCCGCCGGAAGUGCUGGCCCACGAGCAGAUGGUCUACGUCGCUAGGGAAUUGCUUCGAGCUACGUUGGAGAUUGCCCAGGAUCCGUUCGCGGAGAGUCCGUACAUGGAGAAGGCAAUCGACGAGGGACUUGCUAUUCAGGGGGGUAAGUUCGCUUCUUUCGCAGGGGGGCUGUGGCCUUGUGCGGUGGGUAAACUAACCGUGGUACAGGGAAAAUGGACGAUAUCAGCGUCGUGGUUGGGGCAUGCAGGAAGAGAAAGCAUUGACAUCGCCAAGAUGAGGGCCAAGCGUUCCAAGAAGUACCGCAAGUUGAUGCACCAGUAUGAGCUCACAUUCGGAUUCCGCGAGCCAUACCAAGUUCUGGUGGACUCGAAUUUUCUGCGUGCGGUGCACAGCUUCAAGAUGGAGUUGAUUCCGGCGCUGGAGCGCACAUUGCAAGGGAAGGUGAAGCCGCUCCUCACAAAAUGCUCCCUCGCUGCUGUAAUGGCCAACCAACCCCUCCACCCCCGAACCAACAACCCGAUGCGUCCUCAUUUCCUGCCUCCUCCGACAGAAGUGCCUCUUCGUCACUGCUCACACAACGAGGACUCGACCCCGAUCGACGAAGUCGAGUGUCUCCUCUCGCUGCUGUCGCCGACGGCGGACGUGAAGAAGAACAAGGAGCACUACAUCCUCGCGACGGCGGACGCGCCGGCCGCGGCGGAGAAAGAGAAGGAGCGGGCGGCGGUCGCAGCGGGGAGGAAGCGCAAGCGCGGGACCGACAACGAGGCGGAGACCGCGAUCCGAAAGUCGAGGGAGCUGCGCCAAGGCGCGCGCUCCAUCCCCGGUGUGCCGAUUGUGUAUGUGAAGCGAUCGGUGAUGGUGCUGGAGCCAAUGAGCGCGCCGUCGGAGGAUAUUCGUGACGGCGUCGAGCAGGGGAAGUUCCGCGCCGGCUUGAGUGAGGAGGCGAGGAAGAAGGCGGAAGCCAAGGCUGCGGCUGCGGCGGGGGCGGCGGCGUCUGGGGAGACCAAGAACAGCAGCAGCAAGAAGCCGGGGAUGAAGAAGGCCAAGGGCCCGAAUCCGCUGAGUAUGAAAAAGCCGAAAAAACGCGCUGCUGGGGACGGUGGCGCGGCGGAUGCGCCUCGGCCUAAGCGGAAAGAAGCUGACGCCGGUGGGCCGGAGGGAGGCAAUUCAGAGGAGGGGGCUGAUGGUGAUGCGGCCGUACCCAAGGCGAAGCGCAGACGUCGUCAUCACAACAAGGGUGCUAAGCAGGAUGGCGCCGAGGCCGGCGAGUCCGCUGCUACGGCCGCGGAGACGGGCGAUGCUAUGGAGGAUUAAUUCUGCUUUUAAUCCUGGCUUUUGCUUCUUCUGAUUUGUUCUUGUUACUCGAAAGUAUGGCGUUCGGCUGGUACGAAAGAGAAAAAAGUGUGUUAAUAUGUGUAUGAGCAGUGAGUUGUAUAUCCAAUCUUCAUAUCGCAAAACCAUGAUACUUGC
Messenger RNA from Aspergillus saccharolyticus JOP 1030-1, 4068 nucleotides. RefSeq lists its product as uncharacterized. The record is from RefSeq and is a predicted model, not a curated record. The coding region runs from base 226 to 3912 and encodes 1228 amino acids. Lineage: Eukaryota; Fungi; Ascomycota; Eurotiomycetes; Eurotiales; Aspergillaceae. Gene Ontology annotation, cellular component: nucleolus; small-subunit processome. Gene Ontology annotation, molecular function: small ribosomal subunit rRNA binding. The transcript is spliced from 9 exons.